This is a messenger RNA of Xenia sp. Carnegie-2017, 1425 nucleotides long. RefSeq names its product craniofacial development protein 2-like. Lineage: Eukaryota; Metazoa; Cnidaria; Anthozoa; Malacalcyonacea; Xeniidae. The transcript has 2 exons. The record is from RefSeq and is a predicted model, not a curated record. Bases 1 to 1425 code for a protein of 474 amino acids. Gene Ontology annotation, cellular component: nucleus. Gene Ontology annotation, biological process: chromatin remodeling. Gene Ontology annotation, molecular function: catalytic activity.
AUGGGCGUGCACAUCCCCUCUUCACCUAAAACAUUCACCUGUGCUGGUCAGGCAAGCAGGAACCGCACCUGCCUGGGCAUCCAACUAAGCGGUCGUACAACUAAGGAUAACAAAACAACAAAGCGCUUAACCAUUGGGGCAUGGAACGUGAGAACGCUGUUGGACAGAGACGACAGACCAGAGCGACGCACUGCUCUUAUAGCAAGGUUGCUUGGACAAUACCAGGUGGACAUAGCCGCAUUGAGUGAGACCAGACUUGCAGAUGAAACUCAACUGGAAGAGGUCGGUGGUGGCUACACCUUCUACUGCAUUGGGAAACCGGAAAACGCCCCAAGACACUCAGGCGUGGGAUUUGCCAUACGCACUCAGCUCGCAAGGAGACUAGUCAGCUUGCCACAGGGCAUCAGCGAUCGCCUCAUGACCCUGCGGCUGAAACUCCAAAAAGACUGCAACGCAACAAUUGUCAGUGCCUACGCCCCUACAAUGACAAACCCAGAUGAAGUGAAGGAAGCCUUCUACGAAGAGCUCAACCAGUUACUCUCCAGUGUUGACCGCAAAGACAAACUCAUCAUCCUUGGAGACUUUAACGCACGAGUUGGAGUAGACUACACCAUAUGGCCAAACAUCUUGGGUCGCCAUGGAACUGGCAAGUGCAACUACAAUGGCCUGAUGCUACUAUCUCUGUGCGCACAGCACGAGCUAACCAUUACUAACACUCUCUUUCAACAAGCUGACAAGCUGAAGAACACAUGGAUGCACCCUCGCUCCAAACAGUGGCACAUGCUGGACUACGUAAUCGUCCGCCAGAGGGACCGCAGAGAUGUGCACAUCACACGCUGCAUGCGUGGUGCCGACUGUUGGUCUGAUCACCGCCUGCUACGGAGCAAGAUGAACAUCCAGCUCGCCAGAAAGAACAAAUCAGCAAGAGAGAAGCCACUGAAGAAGUUGAAUGUAACUCGCAUUCCACCCAACAAAGUAGAGCUGCAAGAGAAGCUAGAGGUAGCCCUGGGAAACAUUAACAUCACGGGCGAGGAUAUAGAGGAAGACUGGAGCACUUUCAAAGAAGCCGUCUACAACUCUGCAGCGAGUGUCAUUGGAUACGUUGAGCGAAAACAUCGAGACUGGUUUGACGAGAAUGACGCUGAGAUCAACGGGCUUAUUGACAGGCUCCAUAAGGCUCACAGCGACCUUAUAGGGGACAAAGCUUGCGAGAAGAAGAAGCAAGACUACCAACAAGUGAGGCAGCAUGUGCAACACAAGCUGCGGGAAAUGAAGAACGCCUGGUGGGAAAAGAAAGCCGAAGAAAUCCAAGUGGCAGCUGAUGCUCACGACUCAAAAAGCUCCACGAUGGGCUUCGCGCGGUGUACAGUCCAAAAUCGUCAGGCUCUACCCCCAUCAGGUCUGCAGACCGAACGGCACUGCUAA